This is a messenger RNA of Pogonomyrmex barbatus (red harvester ant), 2049 nucleotides long. RefSeq names its product protein G12-like. The record is from RefSeq and is a predicted model, not a curated record. NCBI's taxonomy places the organism in Eukaryota, Metazoa, Arthropoda, Insecta, Hymenoptera, Formicidae.
ACCAGCGGCAGAAAUCAUAAAGCACACUUUCCUGGAUCACAAGUGAAAGUAUUACAAUAGCAAUACUUCUAAGAUGAAAUUUGCAUUGGCACUACUGGCCUUCGUGGCCAUGUCCAGCGCAUGGACAAUCCCCAAUAUUGGCCAUGGUAAGCUUGCAAAGGAGCUUCAGGAUUUCUUGGACAUUCUACCUCAGCAAGAAAUAGCUUCAAUCAUCGAUCAAUACGCGGCCCAGGAUUCGGAAUUUAAGGCUAUGAUCCAAUACUUUAAGGCCGACGAUGUCAAACAGUUGGUGAAAAAUGUUGAAGAAAUGCCUGAAUUCAUAGAAUUGACGGAAUAUAUGUAUAACGCUGGUAUUGAUGUUCAUAAGUUACAAGAAAUAGUACACAAUUGGCUUGGACUCGCUCAAGCCACUUUUGAUGUUAAUAAACAAAUCACUGGUGGACUCCGCGGAUGCGUUGAUGAUCUCAAAGCUGCCAUACGCCCAUACAAGAAUCAACUUGAUAAUCUCUACAAUCAAAAGAUGCAAAGUUCCGAAGUGUUCAAAAAUUUCAUGACACAACUGAGAUCCCAGAAUUUCAAGACCCUCGUCGAAAAGGUUCAUGCCCAGCCCAAAUUCCAGGAGCUCUUGAAACACGCAGAGACUACUGCAAAGAUUGAUCUUAAUCUUGUCAGAGAAAUACUGAAGACUAUCCUUGGCUUCGAUUUUCCUUCUUAUACUAUUUAUGAAUAUAUUAAUUUAGUAUAUAAAUAUUCGAUUGUUAUUCACAAUUAUCAAUACGUAUCCACACUUGCCACGAUGAAGUUCCUAUUAGGACUGUUUGCCGUUUUGGCCAUUAUUGGCUUGGGACAAGCUCAUCAGUUUCCGGACUUCGGCGAAGGUCCUCUUCAUGAGGAUUUUCAAGAUCUUCUAGAUUUAGUUCCUGUAGAAAAAAUUAUCGAUGUCGUUGUGGAUUAUAUAAUGCACGAUGAUGAGCUAUUAGAACUUUUCCAAGAUCUGCAAGAUAAUCCAAAUAUAAUCGAAGAUCUACUGGUGGAUGUACAAGCCAUUCCCGAAUUGAUCAAACUUUUGAACUAUUUACAAAAGGAAGGCAUUCAUAUUUAUCCCCCAAAGAUUUUGAUAAAUAGAAUCCAUAAUAUCAAGGAACAAGUAUCUAGCUCUUAUGAUUCUCCUGCAAACAAAAGGACCGGUGGACUCGCUGGAUUCUUCAAAGACAUCAACAAACACAUCGAUUACGAAGCCUUCCUCAGCGUAUAUGUGGAUAAACUAAAAACCUCUACAGCUUUCGUUAAGUUCAUCAACCAGCUUAAGUCCGACAAUUUCCAACAGCUCAUUAACAAAAUUUGCAAAAUUAAAUCUGUUGAAUAUAUCCUAAAGCGUCUCGACGCCAGAUUCGUGAAUUUGAAAUUUGCAUCAGAUGUAAUGUAUCUUUUAUUUGGAAUCAAUAUACCAAGCCUUCCAUCUAAAACGUUAAUGGAAGAGUUUCUAGAUUUUGCCUUACUUAUUCCAGUGGAGAAAUAUCUCGAUAUAGUAAUCAAAUAUAUAAAUGAAGACGAAAAAGUACAGAAUGCUCUGUUAUUUAUGUUCACAGACGAAUUUCACAAAAUGCUGCGUUCCUUCGAAGCUCUUAAGGAACAUCAAGCAUUAGUAAUAUAUUUGGAAAAGAUUGGAAUUCCUGUUAUUGAAUAUAUCCAGUAUUGGCAUCAUGCCAUCGGCAUGGAAGGAUAUGUGCCACCUAAAAUAGAUCUUAGACUUUAUAUUAAGACUCAAAAAGUUGGUGAUGGAAUGAUUGAAAUGAUCAAAGAUCUUUAUAACGUAUUACCAUUGGACAAGAUUGAUGAUCUUUAUAAAGAGAAGAUGAAAAUUUCCAGAACUUUUGUUACUUUUAUCACAAAGAUUACGUCUAAAGAAAUGAUAAAAAUUCUCAAUGAUCUAAUUGCUCAUACAACCUACAAGGAAUUCAUCACAAAAAGCAAAGCAAAAGGAUUAUAUCUUGAAGAACUUGGAGCUAUUAGCGUAAGAAUGAUUGGCCUUAAAUCUAAAUACUAAAA